Culicoides brevitarsis is the source of this 1608-nucleotide messenger RNA. RefSeq names its product ankyrin repeat, SAM and basic leucine zipper domain-containing protein 1 (gene Gasz). The transcript is spliced from 3 exons. Lineage: Eukaryota; Metazoa; Arthropoda; Insecta; Diptera; Ceratopogonidae. The record is from RefSeq and is a predicted model, not a curated record. Bases 136 to 1518 code for a protein of 460 amino acids. Gene Ontology annotation, molecular function: protein binding.
AUCACUAUUUGACGGGUGUCGAAAUCGAAAAAAAAGGCGCACGGAUCAUUUUCUAAAACAAAAAAAGGUCAAAAACUUACCUGAGUAGAAAUUACAAAGAAACAUUCCAUAAAAAGCGUAUUUUGACACGAAAAAAUGUACCGGCCCGGCGGAUUAUCCGAUUCUGAUGACUAUUCCGACGAAUUUGACGAUGGAUUUGAUCGUCCAAAACAGCGUGCAUUUCGCAUUGUCAAGACCAAACAAGAGGAAUUGGAAGAAGAAAUGUACCAAGCAAUCGUCGAUGGUGAUCUCCAAAAGUUAAAAUCUGUAUUAGAAAGUGUUCCCAUUAACUUGGAUGACACUUUUCGCUCGGGAUAUACUCUUCUAAUGUACGCCUGUGUCGAAGCCCAUCCCGAAAUCGUGCGAUUUCUCAUCGAAAAAGGCGCCACAGUCAAUAUGGAAGUCGAAUCUUUCACACCGCUGAUGAUGGCAUGUCGUGCCGAGAAGGAUUCCGCUCGUGUUUUUGACAUUGUGCAACAAUUGAUGGCAAAUGGAGCUGUUGUGAACCAAUCGAGCGUUUAUGGAGAGACUCCCUUAAUUUUCGCCUGUCAAAAUGGUCAUACGGAAGUUGUGCGUUUAAUUAUCAAAGAAGCCUCAUUAGAUGCGUGCAAUAAUCAACUUGGAAAUACGGCGAUAUUUUUUGCUGUUGAAAAAAAUCAUUUGGAAAUCGUAAAACUGCUGCUUGAGCACGGCGCUUCUUAUAAUAUUACAAAUCGUCAAGGCUACUUACCGAAAGUCAUCGCCGAAAUGCACGGAUUUGCCGAUAUUGUCGAUUUAUUUCCGAAAAAUGAGGAAAUUUAUCAAAUCCCGGACACUUUUUUAUGUUAUCAACAUUACACGGAUCAAGUUCCCGGCUUAUUUGGACAAAAACCAGCAGCUCCGCCCUAUUUUUAUCGCAUUCGUGAGAUUUUAAACGGAUUGGAGCUUGAUUCGCUGCUUCCAUUACUUGCCAAAUCGAGUACAAGCCUUCCGCAGUUCCUGACAAUGAAUGAAGAGAAACUCUCAGCAGCUGGAAUUGACUUGCCAAUUUUUCAGAAGAAGAUUUUGCAUGGGUUAUUGCGAUUUCAUGCACAUAAAUGGGCGAAAACAAGUAUCGCGCCUCUUACGAAGUCAAGUCAUGUUGAUCAUUUUCAUGUUUUUUCGAUGAUGGCGGCACAUUUGCAACAUUUGGUUGUCCUGAGAUGCAGUUUGGUUUAUAUUUUGCAACUUGUGAAGGAUCAUCCGACAUUUCCGAAGCCUCAGAUUAAGGAAAUUUGGAAUGUUAUGAAGAAUUUGGAGACUUAUAUGCAAGAGUUGCAUAAGAUUUUUGUGAUAAUUGACAAGAAACGUCGCGUUGAACCGAAAAUUGAUGAAAUAACGGCUGAAAAAGCGAAGAAAAUGCCGCAGAAGAAUGUCUUUACGAAGAAAAUUGUUAAGUUUUCGUCAGUUUUGGGAGUUUUUGCAUUAGUUGGAGUGUUCCUUAUUAAGAAAUUAACGUAAAAAAUGAAAUUUAAGUACAAAUAUUUAACAUUAAAAUUAUUUAAAAAUUAAAUUUUUAAGAUCUGAACAAGAAAUAAAAUUUAGAAAAAU